AUGUCCAUUCAGCAAUACCAGACGACCAAACAAGGUGGACCAUUCGCGCUGGUGACAGCGCCCAAACCUAAGCCUGGCCCCAAUGAAGUUUCCAUCCGCCCAAAGGCUGUGGCAUUGAAUGCCAUAGACUGGAAGAAUCUUAAGUUUGGUGCUAUUGUUAGUUCAUGGCCAGCUGUGCUAGGUAUUGAGGGCGCUGGGAUUGUUGACUCUGUCGGAGAGGACGUAACGGCCUUCAAGACGGGAGAUGAGGUCAUGAGCUUUGGACAUGGUAUUGUGGGCAACGGUACGUUUCGGGAAAUAUAUACCGUACCUGAGAACUUUGUUGUCAAGAAACCUGGUAUACUUAACUUCGAGGAGGCUGCCUCGCUCCCUAUCUGUUACCUCACCGCAGCUGCCACCAUUCGCGUCGGCCUCAAGAUACCUCUGCCAGGUCUCUCAAAAAUCUCUAUCAGCAACAGUAUCCAGUCUGCUCUUGUUCUCGGCGGCAGCUCUGCUGUCGGUGCGGCCGCCAUUCAGCUGCUGCGCCUCGCUUUGCCACAUGUGUUCAUUAUCACGACCAGCUCGGUUGCCCACCACGCUCACCUACAGUCCCUCGGUGCAUCCAAGUGCCUGGAGCGUGGCGCACAGGAUGACAGUACCGUUCUCAAGGCUAGCACGCCCUACGGAACCGGUGUAGACGUCAUAAUCGACGCUGUCGCUGCCGGCGCGUCUUCGCCUGCUGUCUACCAGGCCUUCAGAGUUGAUGGACCAAAGCUUUACUCUCUGGUUGUCACAGGUCCUCCUCCGAAGUUCCCGGAGGGUAUCCAGGGUGUCCUGGUCGGUGGGCAAGACAUGUUGGACGCUGAGCCAGAUGCCAUGCCGUAUUUGGGUAAACUGGUGGUCGAGGGCAAGUAUAAGCUGCCGUUGAAAAUCGAGGUGGUCGGUAAAGGAUGGGAUGCUAUUGAUGCAGGAUUAAAACGAUACCCUGCUGGUUAUAGUGGUACAAAACUGGUCGUUACCUUGUAG
This is a messenger RNA of Truncatella angustata, 1005 nucleotides long. RefSeq names its product chaperonin 10-like protein. Lineage: Eukaryota; Fungi; Ascomycota; Sordariomycetes; Amphisphaeriales; Sporocadaceae. Gene Ontology annotation, molecular function: oxidoreductase activity, acting on NAD(P)H. The record is from RefSeq and is a predicted model, not a curated record. Bases 1 to 1005 code for a protein of 334 amino acids. The transcript is spliced from 2 exons.